AUGCUCAGCACCAUGAGCCCCCGGCUGUCACUGCUUCUUCUGAGGCUGCUGCUGCUCAUCAAUGCAGCGCACCCUGUUGGGGCUCUGCCCCGAUUGUGUGAUGUGCGGCGUGUGCUGCUUGAAGAACGGGCCCAGUGCCUGCAGGAACUCUCCAGAGAGAAGGGAGCUCCGGGCCCAGAGACAGCAUCAGCCAGCGUGUUCUCACCGUCUGCUUCUCCACACACGGUUCAUCAAGGUUGUGAGGGGCUUUGGGACAACAUGAGCUGCUGGCCCGCCUCUGCACUGGCACAGACAGUGGAAGUGAAAUGUCCAAAGUUCCUGCAGAUGCUCACUGGCAGAAACGUGCUGGUAAAGGGACCUGCCAACAGUCGUCGGAACACGGAGGUGGAUGGCACCAGUUCUGCCUCAAGCCACUGCCCCUGGGAUGCAGAAGAGCCAGCUGCAGCAAGGUGGGGAGGUAGGACUGACCUGUGCCUCUCUCUGCAGCACGCAUACCUGCUGAAGCUCAAGGUCAUGUACACUGUAGGCUACAGUUCCUCCUUGGCCAUGCUCCUGGUCGCCCUCAGCAUCCUGUGCUCUUUCCGGAGGCUGCACUGCACUCGCAACUACAUCCACAUGCACCUGUUCGUGUCCUUCAUCCUUCGCGCCCUGUCCAACUUCAUCAAGGACGCCGUACUCUUCCCCUCAGAUGACGUCACCUACUGUGAUGCCCACAGGGCGGGCUGCAAGCUGGUCAUGAUCUUCUUCCAGUACUGCAUCAUGGCCAAUUACGCGUGGCUGCUGGUGGAGGGCCUCUACCUUCACACGCUCCUGGCCAUUUCCUUCUUCUCAGAAAGGAAGUGCCUGCAGGCGUUUGUGCUCUUCGGAUGGGGUUCUCCAGCCAUUUUUGUUGCUGUGUGGGCUGUCACCAGGCACUUUCUGGAGGACACUGGAUGCUGGGACAUCAACUCCAACGCUUCCAUCUGGUGGGUCAUUCGAGGGCCCGUGAUUCUGUCCAUCCUGAUCAAUUUCAUCUUUUUCAUAAACAUUCUAAGAAUCCUGAUGAGAAAACUUAGAACUCAAGAAACAAGAGGAAAUGAAACAAACCAUUAUAAGCGCCUGGCCAAGUCCACCCUCCUGCUGAUCCCCCUCUUUGGCAUCCACUACAUUGUCUUCGCCUUCUCCCCAGAGGGUGCCAUGGAGGUCCAGCUGUUCUUUGAAUUGGCCCUGGGCUCCUUCCAGGGGAUGGUGGUAGCUGUCCUUUACUGCUUCCUCAAUGGUGAGGUGCAGCUGGAAGUUCAGAAAAAAUGGCGCCAGUGGCACCUCCAAGAGUUCCCGCUGCGCCCUGUGGCCCUCAGCAACUCCUUCAGCAACGCCACCAACGGUCCCACCCACAGCACCAAGGCUGGCACCUCUGAGCAGAGCCGGAGCAUCCCCGGGGCCAGUGUCAUCUGA
Mus pahari (shrew mouse) is the source of this 1434-nucleotide messenger RNA. It is a transcript of the gene Sctr, whose product is annotated as secretin receptor. Lineage: Eukaryota; Metazoa; Chordata; Mammalia; Rodentia; Muridae. The record is from RefSeq and is a predicted model, not a curated record. Gene Ontology annotation, molecular function: peptide hormone binding; G protein-coupled peptide receptor activity; secretin receptor activity. Gene Ontology annotation, biological process: brain development; adenylate cyclase-modulating G protein-coupled receptor signaling pathway; cell surface receptor signaling pathway. Gene Ontology annotation, cellular component: plasma membrane. Bases 1 to 1434 code for a protein of 477 amino acids. The transcript has 13 exons.